This is a messenger RNA of Lachancea sp. 'fantastica', 825 nucleotides long. NCBI's taxonomy places the organism in Eukaryota, Fungi, Ascomycota, Saccharomycetes, Saccharomycetales, Saccharomycetaceae. The record is from the annotation of a GenBank genome assembly.
AUGAGAAAGUCCAAACCCGAUGUACUGGUUCACGUUAUGGAGAGGCUUGUUGGUGAGAAACGUGGACGCAUACCACGUAAACCCGAUUGUGCAGUGUCCCCAGUCAUCACCAAUUUCGAAAAAUGGGCUGGAAAGCCUCGUAAACUGUAUUUCCGCGAUGCAAGCAAAGUACCACGCAUUGGCGAAUGCUUGCAGAAUAAUAUGUAUGCAGCAAUAUUGGCCUCGCCAAUGCGACUAGAUAGAGUCACACGAUUGCAUUGCCCGAAAGAGCUACUCACACAAGUCAAACUAGUGCAGGAAACGGACUCUGACGUGGAAAAACCAUUCAGACUAGAUAUAGCUGCAUCAGCAAGAAGAAUCGGACCAGCAUCGUAUAUCAGCAACAGGAACGCCUUGCUAGUGAAAAAUCAGGCCAGUCCGUUGAAAUGGGUUCCCACGUCGUCUUUAAACAAAACAAUACGGCAUAUAGACUUUAGAGACAUUGGUCAGCCCAAAGCUGCCCCCAUAGCGCAAAUAGUAAGGUUCGAAUUACUCAAACAGGUUUAUGAAGGCUUGUCACAGCAGUUGCAGCAUGAUGCAAACUGCGGUGGAAACGGCGGUAACAACAGCCCUACAUCUUGCGAUAUUAGGAUCAUAAGCGAUCCAUUGAUUCCUGCUAAAUUACAAAUUCAAGCAGACCAGUCCACUGUCAUGAACCUGGCUGGAAUCGACGACAAAACCCUGCAAGAUAUGUUUCUGGAAAGACCAGAGGGAUUCAUAGUCAAUUACGCCUCAAAUAAAAAUCUCUGCAAUGCCUUAUAUAACCUGUUAAUUCAUACCGACUAA